Messenger RNA from Mobula hypostoma (lesser devil ray), 4134 nucleotides. RefSeq names its product rubicon like autophagy enhancer (gene rubcnl). The record is from RefSeq and is a predicted model, not a curated record. Gene Ontology annotation, molecular function: phosphatidylinositol phosphate binding. Bases 322 to 2355 code for a protein of 677 amino acids. Gene Ontology annotation, biological process: autophagosome-lysosome fusion; autophagosome maturation; autophagosome-endosome fusion. Gene Ontology annotation, cellular component: autophagosome membrane; intracellular membrane-bounded organelle. NCBI's taxonomy places the organism in Eukaryota, Metazoa, Chordata, Chondrichthyes, Myliobatiformes, Myliobatidae. The transcript is spliced from 16 exons.
UUUGCUUAUGCUGGGCUUUGUGUAGAUGCAGGGAUCAUCGGAUCUACACCUGCUUCUCCAGUGUGGAGAAGGCCACAUCAUGAGAAUCAAAUGCAGUACAUCAAACUGAAAAACGUGCAAGUGAAUUUCUGAUUCUCAUCAGAGUUUCUGAUUGGUCAUCUCUCAUUGUCUCGGAUACUGUUGAACUACUGUAGUUCUUCUGGUAAUGGCUCGCUUACAAGUGCUGUGAGGUAAAGGAUUCCAUGAUUUUGACCUGAUGACUACAAAGGAACUUGCAAUAUAAUUCCAAGUCAAGAUGAAUACGUGCAUGAAGAUGAGGAGAUGCCUAGACUAUCAACGAAGCUGGGAAGAGAGAAUAAUCUAUCUCCUGCAGCUGAGGCAGAGAAUAUCUCUAUUUCAGGGUUCCAUCUGAAAACCCUGUGUCCUUUGCCCCAGUUGCUGGGCUCAUCAGUAUUAGCAGAUGAAUACUCCAGACCAGUGGUCAUGGGCCAGUCUGCAUUGAGUUCAGGACAAUACUCAAACAAAGCAGCAUCAAUCAAAGAGAUCCUGGUAUCUGUGUCGGAAUCGUAUGAUGGCUUCAAACCAUCUACAGAAGAAUGUACUCCUGAUACAAGGCUUUCUUCACAGACUUCACUCCAGGCUACAAGUGCAAAAAAGCUUUGGUACAGUUGGAGCAGAGACGGUGAACAGCGGCAGAGUGUUGGGAUUCCAAUGACAACGUCCAAAGAUUAUUCGUGUAGUAACAAUUCAUUGUCAGCAUCACCUGAGCUGACCUCAAGUCAUGUAAUUUCCAACGCCUUCAAUAAACUCCUCCUUUCUGUACAGUCAACAGCUGCCAAUUGCACAGACUUCACUGAUGGCAGUCCAUCGAUGGUUGCUCUUGGAAAUCGACCUCCUCAUGGGAGCAACUAUCCGGACAAAGCACGGAAUUGUCAGAGAAACAGACCAGAGACAAUUAUGUACACAAGUUAUCUCUCUAAUCCAAGCUUCAGUGCCAGCAAAGCUCAGGAAAGGGAGGAUACACACUUCAUUGUUGCAGACUUGGUUAUUGCCACAUUAGAGAAUGUGAAAUGCAACAUCUUGUAUCAGCAAGCCAAACUGGGAGAAGAGGAUAACAGUAAUGUUACUAAGACAUCAGUUUUGAGGACUUGUAUUAAGAAAGAAUCACAUUCUGACUCUGUAAACUCUGAGGACAGUGGGUUUGAAUGCAGUUCUGCUACACGGUUGGAUGAUUCAUCUGAAGCUGACUCCAAGGACAGUCAAAAUGGUGAUGAUGCUGUUGGUGCUGAUGACGAUGAUUAUGAUGAUUUUGUGAUAAUAGAAUUUGAUGACCUUGUUAUUGGUUCUGAUGGUCCCUUGAAGUCAGAAAGGCACUGUCUAUCUGCUGAAUAUUUGGCUCGGCGGCUGUUUAAAUCAUUUCGGACUGUGUGGUUACCUCAGGAAACUGACAGACAUCAAUUUGAAGCAGUGGAAAUGGUGCUGCAUAAAUUUCUCCCUCUGAAGGACACUCUUCCUGGUGCUGAAGAAUCUGUGGAUCUGACUGCAGACUUCAAAGUAAACUCCCGACUGAGGGGCACAGCUGACUGGGCUCCUCCUCGAUUCCAGAUUUUAUUCUUCAUCCACCCGCCCCAGAAGAGAGAAGUUGUCGUAGCUGCUCAGAAUUUUCUGUGUGCUGGCUGUGGGACACGAAUUGAAUCCAAAUACAUCAAAAAGCUGCAUUACUGUGAGUACUUGGGGAAAUAUUUCUGUGAAUGCUGCCACCACAGUGAAGAAUCUAUGAUCCCUGGCCGAAUCCUAAUGAAGUGGGAUUUCAGCAAACAUCCUGUCAGUCACUUCUCCAAGCAGCUGUUGGAAAGCAUAUGCAAUGAUCCACUGUUCAACAUAUUGUAUAUCAACAACUCACUUUACAGCAAAGUCAAGGAGCUGAGUAAAGUGAAGGAACUUCGAGAGCAGUUGAUUGGUAUCAAGACUCUACUGAGAAACUGUAGACUGGCCAAAAGUGCGAUGGUUGAAUUCUGGCAAUUACAGUCCCAUUUAUCUGAGGAGCUGCAUUUGUACUCGUUGAAUGAUCUGGUAAUGGUGAAACGGGGCCUGCUGGUUCCAGGCCUAAAAGAUAUUCUGAGAAUUGUCCUUUCUCACGUAGAAAGUUGUGAGAUAUGCAUGGCCAAAGGCUUCAUCUGUGAGUUUUGCAAGAGUAGAGAAAUUCUCUUCCCUUUUCAAGCCGAGCGAUGCAAACGAUGUUGUGUAUGUAAGGCCUGCUUUCAUAAAGAGUGCUUCAGAACAGAACCAUGUCUCAAAUGCACAAGGAUCAAUGCACGGAAGAAGCUGCUUGCUCUCCAACAGACGACAGACUGAGCAUUGAAGUGAAAUCCUGAGGGAGUGUGUGGACUUCAGUUUAAAAGAAAAACUCUGUGCUGCCACCUCCAUGCUUUUUAAAAAAAAAAUGAAUAAGGUGACGACGUCUGGAACGCCGCUGUAAAUUUUUGAAUUGUCCAACAGAUGCACUUUCACUGUACUUGGUAAUUCCUAUACAUGUUAUUCUUCAGUAAGAGAGGUUACUUUGACAUUUUAAGUGACUAUGUGAAUUAACUUGAAAUUUUUCUUUCACCACCCCCCCCACCCCAAUUUGAAGAACUUGCCCUUCUAACUUACAAAUAUUAGGACUUAAUCUUAUAUCUUUUACUUUGUGCUGAAGCUUUGGGACAUGUGUAGCACAUUUUUAUGCAGGUUAUGAAUAGGAGUACUUGUAUAAUUUGGAUGUAACAACUAGUAUGGCAGUUUGCAGCAAAGUAAAACAGUCAUGUACAAAACAUCUGUAUUUAGUUGGGGGGAAGAAGGUAAAUAUCACAAACCAACUUCUCACACUUGUUUGUCCUUGAUUUUGCUGGAUGCUAAUGUUGGCAUUUUGUCAACAUUGCUGGCUUUUCACCUUUUUGCAUUAUUUACUUGUCUGGUCCAUACCUUGGGCAUCAGAAUUUGAAAUAUAGUAGGUGUUACUUGGGCACCAGCAGUACCAAAGACAUUAGUAGCACUUAAAUUCUCCCACACUAAUGUGAAAAGAAAUUGGUUAGUAACUUCACUAUUUUGUUAAUUAUCCAAAUUGUUUUGGGCAUGAUUUCUGUUGCAUAAUUUGUCUUUAGGCAUAUUGAUUUAAAAAUGUGAAGCUUAGAUAUGCUCUUUUUUUUCCCCCCUGUAAUUUUGCCAAACAAAAUCUGGCACUAUCCUCAAAAGACAGGGCCAUCUAGCUAUUGUUAAAACACAAAGCUUUUCCUAUUCCAUUCAACAGAAUGGGCCUCAAUUCCAAUUGGAUGUAUUCUUUUCUUUCUGUUUGGACUAUAGAAAGAUUUAGUGAAGGAGCUACAAUUUCAGCCUCUUACAUUUGCAAAUGUGUAUUAUUCUGUAUUCUUGUUUAAAUUUAAUUUUUUUCAAAAGUGUACUAAACCUUUUAAACUAUUUUAAGGAAGCUCCUACAUAAAUGCUAUAAAAUGCAAUUGCAUUUUAUAGUUCUAAGAGCUUGUGCAAUUGUCUACAAGAAUUUUUAAAGCAGGUAAUGUUUAAAAAAAAAGCGCUAAUUGAUUUGACACUUGCAUGGGCCUGACCAAGGCUUUUAAUUUUUCUUAAAAGCUUGUCAUUUUGUGAAGUUGUUUAGUACACUUAAAUUUUGGAGAAAGUUGUAUAGGAUCAGCCUUAUUUAACAGCAUUGUUGUAAAGAAUGUGUUUUGCCAACUACUUACUUGAAUGCUUCCUUAUUUAAAGACAUGUAAUUCUGAGAACCUCUUGUAAGAACAAUAUCCCCUCCAUUCUUUUUAAAGCAACCUUGAUGUUCUGCUUUGUAAACUUUAACUACAAACAUUUAUGAAAUCGCUUUGUCCUCCAUUUUAAUGAGGGAAAAUAAUUUAAAAUAGACUUAAACCAAUUUAAAAUGGCAGAAUAGAGAAAUUUUAUUUAACCAUGUUAAAUGUUUGUAAAUUAAUAUUCUCACAGCAUAAUUUCAAGGAUAUAUUUUAUAAUUGAGUUUUCGGUAUAGUUUGACUGUGCCACGCCAUAAUUUCACCCUGGUUCGUGUCUGUUAUGAUGGCCCAAGUAAGUGAAAAAUCUAUAUUGUUAUUCUUCCGAUGAAUAUUAAAUCUUCCU